This is a messenger RNA of Carya illinoinensis, 3498 nucleotides long. Its product is annotated as ataxin-10. The transcript has 7 exons. Bases 373 to 1857 code for a protein of 494 amino acids. The record is from RefSeq and is a predicted model, not a curated record. Gene Ontology annotation, cellular component: cytosol. Lineage: Eukaryota; Viridiplantae; Streptophyta; Magnoliopsida; Fagales; Juglandaceae.
UCAUAUGAAAUGUUAUGCGGGCGAAACCGCAGCUGAAGAAAGCAAUCCGUAUCCCUCAGUCAGAUUCCCAUCUCCUUCGUCUUCAACCCUAGCCCCCCUCCCUCUCUCUCUCGACUUCUCUCUCACCAACGUGAUCUCUCUUUCUCUUGCUCUCUCUCUCUCUCUCACUCACACAGACGGUUGCGUGGGUCUCUCUCUCUCUCUUCGGCCGUAGCUCCAAGAUCAGCUUCGGCGUGGGUCUCCAAGAAGGAGGUGCAGAACAACACCAUAUACUGAAGCUGAGAUUAAGGAUAAAAUAUAGAGUUCUUUAGUCACCAAAAGGCAUUGUUUUAGUAUCUUUGAAAAUCAAAAUAGAUAGCCUUUUGUGAAGUAAUGGGUGAGGAUGCGACAUUGGAGUUCUCUCUCCCACAAUAUAUACUCGCCCCAUUACUUAGUGCUUCCAACUCAUAUUCCUUGGAAGAAGCAUUAGAAAAUCUUAUAAAAGCUUCUAGAACCGAUGUUGGCCGCAAGGACCUUGCUUCCAAGAAGAUCCUGUCGACAGUUCUUCAGCUCAGUCAGUCUCUCCCUUACCCUUCUGGUUGUCACCUUCUUACUUCAUCUUUAAAGCUCCUCAGAAACCUGUGUGCUGGUGAAAUUGCUAAUCAGGACGCAUUUAUUGAACAAAAUGGAGUUGAUGUUGUUUCCACAGUUUUGAGGUCUGCUGUGACUCUGUCCAAUCCAGAUUACGGGACUGUGCGAAUGGGGUUGCAGGUAUUGGCGAAUGUAUGUUUGGCUGGAGAAGAACAUCAGUGUGCUGUUUGGAAUUGUUUCUUUCCGGACGACUUUGUUCUCCUCACGAGAGUCCGAAGCCAAAAGACUUGUGAUCCGUUGUGUAUGGUUCUUUAUACUUGUUGCGAUGGAAGCACGAGACUGUUCGAGGAGCUUUGUAGUGACUUUGGAUUGCCUAUUGUGGAAGAAAUUGUACGGACGACUUCUGCAGUUGGUUUUGGAGAGGAUUGGUUGAAGUUGAUCCUUUCAAGGAUCUGCUUAGAAGAACCCCACUACCCUCGAUUGUUCUCCAAAUUAAGCCUUGUUGGUGAUGCUAAUGUUGGUGAAGAUACUGAAUUUAAAGAUGAUAUUUUCUUGCCAGAACAAGCAUUUCUUUCUAGAAUUGUAUCAGAGAUAUUGAAUGAACGGCUUGAUGAGAUUUUUAUCCCUAAUGAUUUUGUUUUGUUCGUUUUUGAGAUAUUCAAGAGAUCUGUUGGAUUUACUAAUUCUAUUUCAAGAUGCAAGUCUGGUCUUCCAACAGGCUCUGCUUCAACAGAUGUUCUUGGAUACGCACUAACCAUUUUGAGAGAUAUUUGUGCCUCCAAAAGUAUGGGAGGCUUAAAGGAGGAGGAUUCAGUAGAUGCUGUUGAUAUGCUGCUAUCCGCUGGACUCGUAGAAUUGCUUUUAUGCUUACUUGGUGAGCUUGAGCCCCCAGGGAUGAUAAGGAAAUCCCUCAAACUGGGUAAGGAGCAAGACAGAGCAAGUUCUUAUCCAUCAAAGCCUUGUCUUUACCAGGGAUUCAGGAGAGACAUUGUUGCAGUCAUUGGCAAUUGUGCAUAUGGGAGGAAACAUGUACAAGAUGGAAUUAGGCAUAAGAAUGGGAUUCCUCUGCUCUUACAACAGUGCGUUACAGAUGAAGAUAAUCCGUUCUUGAGGGAAUGGGGCAUUUGGUGUGUGAGGAAUAUAUUGGAACAGAAUGCAGAAAAUCAGCGAGUGGUAGCUGAAUUGGAGCUUCAAGGUUCUGUUGAUGUGCCCGAAUUAACUGGACUUGGUCUCCGAGUGGAGGUGGAUCCAAAAACUCGACGUGCAAAGCUUGUAAAUGUCCCGUGAUGAAGCUUCAAGCUGCAAAAGAGUUUUUAGAUGCCUUGUUUUUUCAAGUGAAAGGGUAUGCGAUAGGACCAGGUUCGAGCUUGUAUGUAUGCAGAUUUCCUUUAAAUGUUAGUCUCAAAGGGUAUUAGAAGAUCUAGUCUAUAUAUUUUUCUGUUUUAAGUAGCUAUAAAAUCAACUUUUUUGGUGGUUAUGGCUUGCUAUCUCAAGAUUCUUUUGAUAACAUAUAAUGAUACUGCCAUUAUCUCAUCAUUCUUUGUUUCUGGCGGUGUUGCCGCAAAAUUUAUGCUUGCAUUUUACUGCAGUUACUAUUGCUCGCUACCCCCAAGUGUUUUGCGAAUGAAUUAAUCUUCGCAUCAGCCACUAUUUGGGAGCAGCCGUUGCACACAUGACGUGUUAGACCGGGUUCACUAAGAAGUGAACUGAUUUUGCCCUAAACCCCACUCACUCCCUGAUCCUCCCCCUCUUCUCUUCAGCAUGUCAUCUCUGCUGUAACCCCUCCCCCUGGUCUCAGAGCAGUGUUCAGAGGCGAGUGGAGGCUAUUUCUCGUCACCACCUACUGACACGACCUAAUCCCAUUCUUUCUCCGAUUUUACUAAAGGGUGGUCAGCCAAUAAAUGGUGAGGCUGAACCUGUGAUCAUAGGAUGUAUGGUGUUCGACAUUCAUGCCGCACCUUCGAUGUCAGCAAAUCCCAAAACAACCACUUCUGCAAAGGUUCGUUAUGUACUUGGAGGUGUAGCAAGGAAUGUUGCUGAAUGCAUGUCCAAGCUCGGAACAAAGCCUAUUAGUGUUGUGGGUCUUGAUAUGGCAGUUUUCUUUCAGUAAUAAGGUGGUUCUAAAUCCAAGCACCACAGGUAUGGUUUGCACCACCACACCCCACGCCUAGAGCCUCAUGAGAUUUCUUUGUAGAGAUUGUCAGCCAUUUGGUGUUGCGUCAUAUUAAUUCUUUUCUACUCAUGUCUAUUUCAGUUUUAAAGUGUUUCUGAAUCCUAGCACCACGGAUGUGGUUGUACCACUACAGCUAAAGCACUGGCUAUGGGCAAAAUUGUUUUAUACUAAUCAUCCCCCAAAUGAAUUCUUCAAAGCAGUUCCCAAAUUGUUGGACCUAUGAUGACAGCAACGGGUUUAUUGAAGCCACACACAAGGCAUUAGCCGAAGAGCAUGCACAGAGGCAUGAACUAUCAUGGGAGGCAGCCACAGAACGGUUCCUGAAGGUUACUGAACUGGACCAAGUUCAUGCUGGGAAGCCGUCAAAUAUUCCUCAAAAGAACUUUAUGUCUACGUCUUUCAAUUUUUAAUGGAGGAUGCAUCAGCAUAUGAAGCAUGAUUCACCAAGGAUUGAAUAAUAAGGUUGCCGCUCUUGUUGCUCUUUUUAGCUGAAAUGAACAAAAGAAACAGAAGGGGCCCUUUGGGUGGGGGGUGGGGGGGGGGGGGGGGGGGGGGGGAGAGAGAGACGUAUUUCCCACUAAGUGAUUGCCUAGGGGACUGCUUUUUCUAUAAUUGCUAUAUAAUUAUGCAACACCUACCUUGCUCCUUGUGAUAAAUUGUACUUUUUUCUUACGUAUCUUCUGACUAUAACAUGGUGUAGAAACUUCGACAAGGUAGAGAACAUUGGUGAUGAUAUAAAAUAAUUUUGCUGAGAA